GUCCUUCUCGGCGCUGUGAUGAUGCGUGUUGGUGCCAAGAUCAAGGACGAGGAUUUCCAGUAUCUGCGCGAACUGGUGCCGCGAAUCGUAUCUCAUGACGGCUACACGUCUCCGCUUGCUGACCUGGGCUUUCGGGGUCCUGGCAAGGCGCAGUUUCUUGCUGCUCUGGACAACUACAAACCUGGUGUUCCUCGUAGCUUGAGCGAUCCGAGCUGCUUCCACUGCGGAAAGAUAGAGCAAGACACUGGCAAGGCACCCGUGCUGUGUUCCCAGUGCAAAGGUGCUUGGUACUGUGACAAAGACUGCCAGAGAGCCCACUGGCGUGCCCAUCGGUCCACCUGCAGAGGUCUCGACAAGCCUCGCUUCCUUGCCAACGUCUGA
Messenger RNA from Cryphonectria parasitica EP155, 381 nucleotides. RefSeq lists its product as uncharacterized. The transcript has 3 exons. NCBI's taxonomy places the organism in Eukaryota, Fungi, Ascomycota, Sordariomycetes, Diaporthales, Cryphonectriaceae. The record is from RefSeq and is a predicted model, not a curated record. The annotation marks the transcript as partial.